This is a messenger RNA of Chlorella variabilis, 537 nucleotides long. RefSeq names its product expressed protein. Gene Ontology annotation, molecular function: nucleic acid binding; zinc ion binding; protein binding. The record is from RefSeq and is a predicted model, not a curated record. The transcript has 3 exons. NCBI's taxonomy places the organism in Eukaryota, Viridiplantae, Chlorophyta, Trebouxiophyceae, Chlorellales, Chlorellaceae. The coding region runs from base 1 to 537 and encodes 178 amino acids.
AUGGAGCUUCACCACAGGCUCAGGCGUGACCCUUCGUGGCACCCCAGCGGCUGCAACAUCUGCGGUCAGCUGGGCCACCAGGCGGCGCAAUGCACGACCGGCACGGUCAACUGGCGGGCCAUGUACGGCGAGAGCGCCUUCACCAUGCAGCGCGCCGUGUUCCAGAGCGACGUGGAGGCCAAGCGCAAGGCCAGCGGCAAGCUGAUUGAUUUCUCAGACCUGGAGAAGCGGGCCAAGGACUAUGCGCAGAUGCGCGAGGAGCAGGGCGGGCCACCGCCGCAGCAGGCGCCGCCCCAGGGCUCGCGUCGCCAGCAGCACCCGGCAGCGGCGGGCGGCCCACCAGCGGCAGCAGCAGCGGCGCCGCCGCCUGCCGACCCAGCAGCCCUUGAAGCUGCGGAGCGGAAGCGUGCGGCGGAGGAGGGGCUGCCCCCGGGGUGGAGCGUGGCCUUCGAUGCGCAGAAGAAGCCCUACUUCUGGCACAAGCAGACCAAGAAGGUGCAGUGGGACAAGCCCACGGCAGACACACCCAUCAACUGA